AUGACGUCUGUUUUUCCAAAUGUGUCACUGGGCAUUGAAAUCUGUGCAUCGACAGCAAGCGUUUUGCUUUACGUCAUUGUAUUUAUUAAGCCACAGCGAUUGCGAAAGGCUAUUGAAGCUCAUUCUAUUCAGACAGCGGUUGCAGCAUUUGGACGUCGACAACUGCACCUAACUGGUACCAUGUGCGUUUCAUGUGUGCUUACAACAGUCCUGUACGUGAUUCCAGCAUCGGCACACUUCAUUAACCACAUUAGCGACGAUAGAAUUCUGCCGAAAGAGCUUCUGGCCGCUUAUAUGACGGUCAGCUGCAACUUGAACCCCUUUGUGAUUGUGGUCACGAUCUUCGUGCUGCAGGAAGAUAUCCGGAAAGCUGUGCUUUCAUCGCUAGCGCAGCGCUUUAAACUGCCGCUAAAGAAAUGUGCGCCGUGCGUAUGUCGUGUUUUUUCAAGCAACAAGACAAGGACUACUACCACUUUUCUUGCGUAA
This is a messenger RNA of Gongylonema pulchrum, 486 nucleotides long. The record is from the annotation of a GenBank genome assembly. Lineage: Eukaryota; Metazoa; Nematoda; Chromadorea; Rhabditida; Gongylonematidae.